Vigna umbellata (rice bean) is the source of this 1520-nucleotide messenger RNA. Lineage: Eukaryota; Viridiplantae; Streptophyta; Magnoliopsida; Fabales; Fabaceae. The record is from RefSeq and is a predicted model, not a curated record.
UUUUCUGUAGAUGCCAAUUAAGGAAGCCUGUCAUGUUGCUUUGCAAAGAAUCCAUCCAAGUAAACAUAGGCUGUGGAAACAUGCUGAAGCUCGGCAGAAUGACAAAGGAGGAAAUCCAACUGCUGUCUUGCAAAUCGUAUCAUUUGGAUCAGAAUUGAGCAAUCGAGGCCCAACAUUUGACAUGGAUUUGUCUGAUUUUAUGGAAGAAGGCAAACCAAUCACAUAUGAGAAAGCAAAGAAAUACUUUGCUCAAGAUCCUUCCCAAAAGUGGGCAGCAUAUGUAGCAGGUUUCUAUUUUGGUCUAAUGACUGAAUUGGGUGUUCGAUUUGAAGAUAGUAUAAGCAUGCUGGUUUCAUCUGCAGUUCCAGAAGGGAAAGGUGUAUCAUCUUCUGCCUCUGUGGAGGUUGCUAGUAUGUCUGCUAUUGCAGCUGCUCAUGGGUUAAAUAUCAGCCCAAGGGAACUGGCCAUACUCUGCCAGAAGGUGGAAAACCACAUUGUAGGAGCUCCUUGCGGAGUCAUGGACCAGAUGGCUUCAGCAUGCGGUGAAGCCAACAAACUUCUUGCUAUGGUUUGCCAGCCUGCGGAAAUUAUUGGUCUUGUUGACAUUCCCAGCCAUAUCCGUUUCUGGGGAAUUGAUUCUGGAAUAAGACACAGCGUUGGAGGUGCAGACUAUGGUUCUGUUAGAAUUGGCACCUUUAUGGGUAUGAAGAUGAUAAAGGCCAAGGCUUCUGAGGAAUUGUCCAAGAGUUGUGCUGCUAAUGGGUUGAACUAUGAUGAAGUGGAACAAGAUGAUCUAGAACUACUCAAACAAGAAGCCUCCUUAGAUUACUUAUGUAAUUUGCCACCUCAUAGAUUUGAGGCUCUUUAUGCUAAGUCUCUUCCAGAGUCCAUUGUUGGUGAGACAUUUUUAGAGCAACAUGAAAAUCAUAAUGAUCCUGUCACUAUUAUUGAUCAGAAGCGUACUUACGUAGUUAAAGCUCCCACAACGCAUCCAAUCUAUGAAAACUUCCGAGUCAAGACCUUCAAGGCACUUCUAUCAUCUGCAUCUUCAACCUAUCAGCUUGCAUCCUUAGGAGAACUACUAUAUCAGUGCCACUACAGCUACAGUGCUUGUGGACUUGGCUCUGAUGGAACAGAUAGGCUUGUACACUUAGUGCAAGAGUUGCAGCACAGUGCAGAAUCUAAAUCUGAAGGUGGGAUUUUAUAUGGAGCCAAGAUAACUGGUGGUGGUUCAGGCGGAACAGUUUGUGUAAUUGGUAGAAACUGUCUCAAGAGCAGUGAACACAUUUUUGAGGUUCAGCAGAGAUACAAGAAAGCUACUGGUUAUAUGCCUUUUCUUUUUGAGGGUUCAUCACCAGGUGCUGGAAAAUUUGGGUACCUGAAAAUACGCCGUCGAGCUGCCCCAAAAAAGGCUAAUACGGGUGAUGAUGAUGCUGCAGUCACAGUGGAAAAUAGCAGUUGAUCAUGGCUUAUAGUCCAGUACCUUAGGAAUUCUUACCUUCACUAUCUUUCACGGAAUA